CAAGCAGCGCUCCAUUAGAGAGACACAGAGAGCGAGAGAGUUUCAAAUAGUGGGAGGAAGAGGCAGAGCAACAAGCAGCGAAAGAGCGAGAGCCAGAGAGAGGCGUUCAGCAGGCUUCCAAAAUGGGUGCUGGUGAUGCGGAGAACGGCAAAAAGAUUUUCGUCCAGAAGUGCGCCCAGUGCCACACCUACGAGGUGGGCGGCAAACACAAGGUGGGCCCCAAUCUGGGCGGAAUCGUAGGACGCAAGAGCGGUACCGCAGCGGGAUACAAGUACACGGAAGCCAACGUAAAAAAAGGUGUCACCUGGACGGAGGGCAAUCUGGACGAGUACCUGAAGGACCCUAAGAAGUACAUUCCUGGCACCAAGAUGGUCUUUGCUGGCCUCAAAAAGGCAGAGGAGCGGGCCGACUUGAUCGCCUUCCUUAAGACAAACAAGUAAAUGCAUAAGACCGCAAAACAACAAGAUCGGCAAAAACUAAGACCGUUCGCCCUAACUCCAUUUAAUUCAAUUAAAAAUGCACAUGCCUAUAAAACAUUAAAAGGUUUGCUACUAUUUGAGUUUAUUAAAGUUAAAAAACCAAAA
This is a messenger RNA of Drosophila ficusphila, 584 nucleotides long. RefSeq names its product cytochrome c-1 (gene Cyt-c-d). Lineage: Eukaryota; Metazoa; Arthropoda; Insecta; Diptera; Drosophilidae. The coding region runs from base 123 to 440 and encodes 105 amino acids. Gene Ontology annotation, molecular function: electron transfer activity; heme binding. The record is from RefSeq and is a predicted model, not a curated record. Gene Ontology annotation, cellular component: mitochondrial intermembrane space. Gene Ontology annotation, biological process: mitochondrial electron transport, ubiquinol to cytochrome c; mitochondrial electron transport, cytochrome c to oxygen. The transcript has 2 exons.